This is a messenger RNA of Castor canadensis (American beaver), 3155 nucleotides long. RefSeq names its product SH2 domain containing 3C (gene Sh2d3c). Gene Ontology annotation, molecular function: guanyl-nucleotide exchange factor activity; phosphotyrosine residue binding. Gene Ontology annotation, biological process: positive regulation of peptidyl-serine phosphorylation; small GTPase-mediated signal transduction. Lineage: Eukaryota; Metazoa; Chordata; Mammalia; Rodentia; Castoridae. The record is from RefSeq and is a predicted model, not a curated record.
GGCUGGUUUAAAAAUACACAGAGGAAGCGAGGGAGAGGGUGAGAGAAAGGGGAAGGGGUGUGUGGGCGGAAGCACUUCAACCUUGAUGUCCAGAGCCACAUGCCAGCUGGCCAGGGGCUUUGCACAACUCGCCAAGAUGACGGAGGGUCCCAAGAAGACCAGCAAAAAGUUCAAGUUCUUCAAGUUCAAGGGCUUUGGGAGUCUCUCCAGUCUCCCUCGGUCCUUCACACUGAGGCGGUCUUCCACUCCCAUUAGUAUCCGGCCCCAUCUGGAGCCUGACGCCUUUGAAGCUACACAGGAUGACAUGGUGACGAUCCCCAAGAGCCCCCCAGCCUAUGCCCGCUCCAGUGACAUGUACAGCCACAUGGGCACCAUGCCUCGUCCUGGCAUCAAGAGAGUUCAGGACCAACGGGCUACCCAGAAGGCCAAGGAGGUGAGCCCUGAGCCCCACCUGGUACCUCGAGGUCUUCCAGACCCACCAGGAUUGGAGGCAGCCAAGGAGGUGAUAGUGGAGGCUCAUGUACCCCUGGAGGACACACCAGCUGUGGGAUCCAGCCUUGCAGCACUGGAGGUGGACUCUACGACAAAGUCUGAGGACCUCACAGUAGACAUAAAGGAGGAGAGGGCCCCUAGGGAUAUGCACCCAGAAGGGGCUACUGGAGAGCUGGAGGCUGCUGGAGACUAUGUGAAGUUCUCCAAGGAAAAAUACAUUCUGGACUCCUCGCCAGAAAAACUGCACAAGGAGCUGGAGGAAGAACUGAAGCUUAGCAGCACAGACCUCCGCAGCCAUGCCUGGUACCAUGGCCGCAUCCCCCGAGAGGUCUCAGAAACCCUGGUGCAGCGCAAUGGUGACUUUCUCAUCCGGGACUCACUUACCAGCCUGGGGGACUAUGUGCUCACCUGCCGCUGGCGCAACCAGGCCUUGCAUUUCAAGAUCAACAAGGUGGUGGUGAAGGCAGGCGAGAGCUAUACCCACAUCCAGUACCUGUUUGAGCAGGAGAGCUUCGAUCACGUGCCUGCCCUCGUGCGCUAUCAUGUGGGCAGUCGCAAGGCUGUGUCAGAGCAGAGCGGAGCCAUCAUCUACUGCCCUGUCAACCGCACCUUCCCACUGCGCUACCUUGAGGCCAGCUAUGGCCUGGGCCAGGGCAGUGGCAAGGCUGCCAGUCCUGCCAGCCCCUCAGGUUCCAAAGGCAGCCACAUGAAGCGGCGCAGUGUCACCAUGACUGACGGGCUCACUGCUGACAAGGUCACACGCAGCGAUGGCUGCCCUACCAGCACAUCACUGCCCCAUCCCCGGGACUCCAUCCGCAACUGUGCCCUCAGCAUGGACCAGAUCCCAGACCUGCACUCGCCCCUGUCCCCCAUCUCUGAGAGCCCCAGCUCCCCCGCCUACAGCACUGUAACCCGUGUCCACGCCACCCCUGCAGUCCCAUCUGCCACAGCACUGCCAGCCUCCCCUGUUACCCGCCGCUCCAGUGAGCCCCAGCUAUGUCCUGGAAGUGCCCCAAAGCCCCCUGGGGAGUUGGACAAGGGUCCUCAUGCCAGUCCCACCCACACCCUCUGCAAGGCCUCUCCAUCACCAUCACUCAGUAGCUACAGCGACCCGGACUCUGGCCAUUACUGCCAGCUCCAGCCUCCUGUCCGUGGCAGCCGAGAGUGGGCAGCAGUGGAGGCCUCUAACCGGCAGGCCAAGAGCUAUGGGGAGAGGCUAAAAGAACUGUCAGAAAAUGGGACCCCUGAGGGGGAUUGGGGCAAGGCCUUCACAGUCCCUGUUGUGGAAUCCACUUCUUCCUUCAACCCGGCCACCUUCCAGUCACUACUGAUCCCCAAGGAUAACCGGCCACUGGAGGUGGGCCUUCUGCGCAAGGUCAAGGAGCUGCUGUCAGAGGUAGACGCACGGACACUGGCUCGGCAUGUCACCAAGGUUGACUGCCUGGUUGCUAGGAUACUGGGCGUUACCAAGGAGAUGCAGACCCUAAUGGGAGUCCGUUGGGGCAUGGAGCUGCUCACCCUCCCCCAUGGCCGGCAGCUACGACUAGACCUGCUGGAAAGGUUCCACACCAUGUCCAUCAUGCUGGCGGUGGACAUUCUUGGCUGCACGGGCUCCGCGGAGGAGCGGGCGGCGCUCCUGCACAAGACCAUCCAGCUGGCGGCGGAGCUGCGGGGGACUAUGGGCAACAUGUUCAGCUUCGCCGCGGUCAUGGGCGCCCUGGACAUGGCCCAGGUCUCCCGGUUGGAGCAGACAUGGGUGAUGCUGCGGCAGCGAUACACGGAGGGUGCCAUCCUGUACGAGAAGAAGCUCAAGCCUUUUCUCAAGAGCCUCAACGAGGGCAAAGAAGGCCCACCACUGAGCAACACUACCUUUCCCCACGUGCUGCCACUCAUCAGUCUGCUGGAAUGUGACUCGGCCCCUGCAGAAGGCCCAGAGCCCUGGGGUAGCACGGAGCAUGGCGUGGAGGUGGUGCUGGCUCACCUGGAGGCUGCCCGCACAGUAGCACACCACGGGGGCCUCUACCACACCAAUGCCGAGGUCAAACUGCAGGGGUUCCAGGCCCGGCCAGAGCUACUGGAGGUGUUCAGCACUGAGUUCCAGAUGCGCCUCCUCUGGGGCAGCCAGGGCGCCAGCAGCAGCCAGGCCCGGCGCUAUGAGAAGUUUGACAAGGUCCUCACUGCCCUGUCCCACAAACUGGAGCCUGCCGUCCGUUCCAGCGAGCUGUGACCCGAAGCAACCUUUCCCCUCUGCAUCUGCAGGCAGCCUCAGGGGGCAGAGGGACACAGGCCUUUUCCCUAGAGCACCCCAAGGACACUGUGAUCAGCCCAAGAAUUUUCUGGGUUCAACUCCGGGAUCUCCCUUGCACCUCCAGGGUCCUAUGUGGACUCUGAGCUCCUGCCCUCCACCACACACUCAACAAGCCUCCUUUCAGGAAGGACAGGAGCCCUGUUCCUCCCUCCAGCUUCUGCUGCUCCCCUGCGUGCUGAGGUUCCCUUUUUUUUGAGCCAUGGGAGGUUCCCUCAUGCCUCCUCCCUCUUCUUCAGGCAUCUGUGCCCACAGGCACCGAGGCCUCCAUGUUACUGUAAAUAAGUCUAUCUGUUCUGUAAAUAGGUGUACAAAAGACCUACUCUUCCUUUCAUAUAAUAAACUUUUAUGAUACUUU